Molecule: messenger RNA, 2608 nt
Organism: Nanorana parkeri
Lineage: Eukaryota; Metazoa; Chordata; Amphibia; Anura; Dicroglossidae
Gene: SP2
Product: Sp2 transcription factor
Exons: 8
Coding region: 271-1947 (558 amino acids)
Biological process (GO): regulation of transcription by RNA polymerase II
Molecular function (GO): DNA-binding transcription factor activity, RNA polymerase II-specific; RNA polymerase II cis-regulatory region sequence-specific DNA binding
Source: RefSeq, a predicted model, not a curated record
GGGUGGGACAGACUUUGGGUGCUUCCGGGGAGUGGGCGGGACCGCUGUAAACUGGAUGUUCCAGGUAUUGACACUCCAAGGAGAGCAGAGUCUGUGAGUAAACAGCUUGGGUCCAAGAGCUGACACUCCACCAGGGUGCAGCGAGCCAGACCGAAACAAGACAGAUUUACUUUGUAAGAUGAUCUUGUGAAGAGGAUGAGGACGAUGAGAUGAGCCUACAGAAAGAUUGUAUUUACUUACCUGCCUCUUGAAAAUACAGCAAAGGUCAGCAUGACGGCAACAGCUGCAGUGAGUCCUAGUGAAUACCUCCAACCAGGUGCUUCGGCUUCCCAGGAUACACAGCCUUCUCCCUUGGCUCUCCUUGCAGCAACAUGCAGCAAGAUUGGACCCCCUGCUGUAGAAUCAGCUGAGACUCCUCCUGUACCAUUACGAGCAGCCCGUAAAAGACUGAUCCCUAUAAAGCCUGCACCAUUGCCAGUGAGUCCAGGGAAGGCUGCCAUAGGCAUUCUGUCUGCUAAAGGAAACGUCAUCCAGAUCCCACAGCUGGGUGCUAGUAAUGGGCAGCUGUUCUUUACCAUCCAGAACCCCGUGGGCAAAACUGGCCAUUUUCAAAACAUGCAGCCCACCACCACCCAGGGAAUUCCACAGACAAUGGGAACUCAGUUCCAGAUUGUCAGUUCCACAGAUGGUGGGGCAACUCUUCAGCUUGCUCCAGUCUCUAACUCUACCAAACAUGUACCAAUAAAGCCUGCUCCUCCACAAAAGUCCAACAAUAUGGUCAACAUGACAGGAACUACUGCCAACAGCCUAACAUUGUCAUUGCCUUUCAAUAGUCUACAAGACUCUUCCAAUGAUGUAGGCUCUCAAUUUCUUGCAAGCAAACAGAGCAAAAAGGCACGCAAGAAACCUCUUCUAACACCUAGCUCUCCCACCCAGGAGCAGGUGGAGACUGUUGUGAUAGAGACAACAGCAGACAACAUCCUGCAAGCGGGUAACAACUUGGUGAUUGUCCAGAGCCCAGGCACAGGGCAGCCGACCGUACUUCAGCUGGUACAGCCCAAGACGGACACUCAGAUGGUGCAAAUACCCCAACAAGCACUAAGGGUGGUUCAAGCAGCAUCAGCCACUCUGCCAGCCGUGCCACAAAAAGUAGUACAAAAUGUCCAGAGCACAGAGGUUGUACCCACACAGAUAUACUUCCGCACAUCUACGGGAGAACUACAGACUUUGUUACCACAAGAUGUUACCUCUAUGCCUCAGCCCAGAGCUUUAGGAGGGACCAGUACCCUUGCAACACAACCUGGCAAGAAGAACAUCAGUCGCAAGGAACGGUCUCUACCCAAAAUAGCUCCAGCAGGAAGUGUCAUUAAUCUGAAUGCAGCACAGCUGGCAGCCACUGCCCAAGCAAUACAAACUAUUAGCAUCAAUGGAGUCUCAGUGCAAGGGGUGCCUGUUACCAUCACCAAUUCUACAGGGCAACCACAGCUCACUGUCCAGAAUGUGUCCAGUAAUAACGUGGCAAUCAGUGGUCUCAGCCCUUCCCAGAUACAGCUGCAGAUGGAACAGGCCUUGUCUGGGGAGAUUCAGCCAGGAGUGAAGAGGAGGAGGGUUGCCUGUACAUGUCCGAACUGCAAGGACGGGGAGAAGGGCAGGUGGGGACCUCCUGGCAGGAAGAGGCACGUGUGUCACAUUCCUGAGUGCGGCCGAAUGUUUCGCAAGACGUCACUCUUGAGAGCCCAUGUCCGUCUUCACACAGGGGAGAGGCCAUUUGUGUGCAACUGGGGAUUCUGUACAAAGAGGUUCACCCGAAGUGAUGAGCUGCAGAGGCACGCACGCACGCACACAGGUGACAAGCGCUUCGAAUGUCCUCAUUGUCAGAAGAGGUUUACUCGGAGCGACCACGUCAGCAAGCACUUCAAGACACACCUUGUGCCAAAGAAGCUGUAAGGCUUAGUGGAAAACGCACCCUAACUAUAUAGGACCCGAACACAAUGCCAUUGUGCUCCAGCUGGGAACCCCAUCCAGAAAUGUGGGGGGCCACAGUAUAGUAGCAUUACUUAUGUGGAACCAGCCUGAAAUUCCUGGUAGUAACAAGUGCAACUCUGUAGUAGCCUAUGUAUCGCUGAAGUGUGCUAGAGUGUUUGACAGUCAUAUGGCGUUCCUGCUGGGAACAAAUUGUGGCUGUGUGACUAGAGGGUCACUUUCUACCUGGUAAAAUGUAAGGGUAAUGUAUUUACCAGCACAUUAUAUGCUGAUGGGCUUGAAGGGAGAGGGUGUGUUACCUGACGCCAACCUGUUGGCUGGUCCAGAACAUUCCCAUUUUUUUAUACUGCUCUCCCCAUGCAGGAAGGUGCCUUAUUACCUCCCCUCCUCCAGUAACCCCGAGCAUACAAGCUUAAUUACACUUCCGCUAAUAUGCUUUUCACGCUGUUUGGAGGACGCGGCUGUGCUGCACUCACAUCUGCUGUGCCAGUUCAGGACUCUUUCCCUGUAGACAUGUUCCUACUGGGCAUGUUCAUCAGAAGAAUCCUUGUUCCUUUCUGUGCAGUGUGUACUACACAUGUUGUAUUUACAUUGUUAGCUUUCACAAGGCUUUUAAUUUAAAUAA